CAUGCAUCCUCCUCGACCUCUCCAGGCCACCGCUUGCGUCCUUUUCUCUUUACCAACUGUCGACUGAUUGCACCGUCUCAAUUGCGUUACCUCUCUCUUGAACUUGGACAGGCUGUCAGCCAGUAGGCUGUCUCCUAGUACCCGCAGCUCCCGGGUGGGCUCCUAGUGGUCACCCUUGUAUUAUGAACAUUAAAGCGCAGGCUAUUUGCAUUCUACCACCAUGACAAUCGAAGCGAUGAGUCUCUCUGCCUUGAAAAAGGCCAAGAACACAAUCAUAGGCAACCCCACCGCUAAACACGCCAUGGCCAACGAUGAGGCGUUGAUCGGAACCCUCGUCGACUUCAUCAACAACCCGCCCCUGAUAUUAGAGGACCCUUCGUCGUCGCAGGACGAUAUCCGCAUCGAGGCCGCACAUGUUAUUGCCUCGCUGUCCUAUGGCUCCGAGGAUGCGCUCAAGACUCUUAUGAGAUACAAUGCCCACCAAGCCUUCGUCUACGCAAUAGCCAGCUUCCGACCACCUGACUCGCCCAAGCUUCGUGCGGCCUUUGCACGCGCUCUGCGUGCGCUGGCGGCGUCCAUUGCCGAUGCAGUCGGACCGUCACAAUGGGGCUUGCAUACCGCUUCUUCAGAAGUGCGCAACGAAGCCAAGGUUGCGCUGGACUACCUCUUCCAGGUAAUAUGCUCUAUCCUGGUGCACACGACUUUGUUCAAUGACAUGUUCACCCCAUUUGCUCCCCAGCCCGAAGUAUUGGACAUCUUUUUGCCUCUACUCGCGGAUCCCUCUGCGCAAACUGUGAUAUCGAUAGCACAACUCCUCGCAAAUGCAAUUCGGGUGCCAAUCCAUCGUGUGGCAGUAUCAGAUUGGUUGCCGGUGGCAGAUCGCCUGAAGGAGGUGAAAGGCAAGAGAGGGUGGGAGAAGCCUGGUUUAUCGAGCUCUCCCAGGAGAAGAAACGGCUGGGUCAUGCGAAGUUUGAUUGCUCUGCUGCAGAAGAAAGAUAUCAAGUCGCAAGAAGCUGCCCUCUCUGCGCUCGCUUGUCUGGCAAAGGACAAUCCUCCAGUGGCAUCGGAGUUGACCAAGGCCAUUCUAGACGGAGAAGCGCCGCUCUCACAAGUGCUCGCUUAUUGCACAUCACGUUGCACUGACCUUCAGCUCGCCGCAUGUCUAUGCGCAAUGCAGAUAAUCCGCUCCGGGUUCCCCCACCGUGGCCCAUGGACAGACGACUCUCCCGCGCUGACGGUGAUGUAUGUCGUCAACCGUUCCAUGGCGUCGGAGUCUGAUUCGGCGCAGACGCGCACGAGGGCAUGCUUCAUCUUAGGCAGCCUUGUCAGCGACAAUAAGGAGCUGUGCGACCUGGCCUUCCAGCGCGGCUCUCUUGACAAACUAGCCGCGCUGAUCAAGCAUAUCACACCCACCGAGAAGAAUCCGGAGUUGGAGGAGGAUGAGCCGGAGAGCGUCUCUUGUCUCAGAGAGGCUGCCCUCACGGCAGUAGCGAUGCUCUCACUCUUCAAUGAUGACAUCCGUUGCGCUGUGGCAGGCCAGCUCGGGCUGAUCCCUGCCAUACAAAUCUCGCUCUCUCAUCCGCACAUCGGUAUACGCUACGCCGCAUGCCAGUGUGUACGCGCCAUCAGCCGCUCUGUUGCUGUAUUGCGCACAAACAUGAUCGACAGCGGGCUCGGCAUGGCCGCGUACCAGGUGUUCCAGAAGCAAGUCGAGGACAGGCGAAUCACUUUCGCCGCAUCUUCGGUUGUGUGUAAUCUCGUCAAUGAGUGCUCACCAUUACGGACGAUGCUGCUCGAGGAGGGAUUACUGGACCGGCUGAAGCAACUAUUAAACUCUGAGGAGCAGGCGCUGAGAGUGAAUGCCCUCUGGGCUAUGAAGAAUUUACUGUAUCAUAGCUCGUUGCAAGUGAAGCGGGAUGUCAUGCGUGCCAUUCGUUGGGAGAAUCUUCCAAAGCUGUUGUCCGAUCCAGAUCCCGCCAUACAGGAGCAGGCGUUCCACAUCGUGCGUCACAUUGCAGAUGGGCAAGAGGAUGUUGAGAUGGUCUUUGAUGAGUUGGGAAGCGAUGUGUUGCUGAGCUUCUUGGCAAUCGCGAUGGAAUCUGACAAUGAAGACGUGCUGCAUCAGGCCGUCUGCGUACUCGCGAACCUAGCAAACAGCUCGCCUCAUCAGAACAGCAUACUGUCACACUCACGCAUCCUAGCGGCGCUGAAGCAAUGUCUCGUUGAUGCCAAGGUAGAAGUCCGUCGCCCGGCAGUGGCAUGUGUCCUGGAGCUGGCGAAGAUCAAUCCGCGGAGUCACAAGCAAUUACACGACGCGGGCAUCGACUCGACGCUCAGGCACCUGUGCGAGUACAGCGGGGCUGUCAGCGGUAGCCCUACCAGGCGAUAUAUGCAUGCGGUGGAUUUGCAGAUGUCGAUGGAAGACGAGGUUAGGGAGAAGGCUCGCGAAGCGCUGCACUGGCUAGAGCACAACGUGGAGAUGAGUGUCUGACUGGUCGUAUAUAGCAUUUGCACGAGCAUGGCUCAUCUGUCUAAUGCACUGUCACAUAUCUUGGCUAAUGUUGUACAAUUAUACCUCUGGGCUCUCUGAUCUUGCGCCUUGCUCGAUCUGCUCUUGCGAUAGCCAGUACUCAACCAACGCCUUGCCCAAUUCCCUUCCCAAUACGAGCGCCAAUGGUACAGGCACUGCGUUUCCAAUCUGGCGAUAUUGCUGCCGAAGGAGCCGACCCAGAAA
Molecule: messenger RNA, 2734 nt
Organism: Laetiporus sulphureus 93-53
Lineage: Eukaryota; Fungi; Basidiomycota; Agaricomycetes; Polyporales; Laetiporaceae
Product: ARM repeat-containing protein
Exons: 11
Coding region: 221-2491 (756 amino acids)
Biological process (GO): proteasome-mediated ubiquitin-dependent protein catabolic process
Cellular component (GO): GID complex
Molecular function (GO): protein binding
Source: RefSeq, a predicted model, not a curated record